AUGGUUACCUCCUCCGUCCUUACGGCAUGUUCGUUGCUGCCGCUCCUUGCAGCUGCGCGAAUCAAUGUUACCUCGCAACUGUUCGUAUUAGCCGGCGAGAGCACAAUCAACAACGUCAAGCUCACCUGGAGCCUUAUUGACGACGCCGCAUCUUACGAAGUACUUCUCCUCUCCGACUCAGGGUCAUACGAUGUACUGGCAACUGCACCCGGGGAUAGCUGGGAUAUCUACGGUCUCACGGCCAGCCAGACGUACCAGAUCCGCGGUGUAAACGGCAGCACUACCAUCGACAGCUCAGACGACGUGACUGUCGCCCCUGGAUCUACUUUGGCGAGCGAUCUAAGCACGUAUGACAACACAGUGGCGUCGUCCCUGAGCAUCAAAAGCACUCUAGUAUCCGGGAGCACCUACUACAAAUACAACUACGUCACCGAUUCGAACGGCUUCAGUUACUUUCAAAUCCAGACCUCCACCGACGGCUACACUUUCACCGGCAACACAACAGCCAUCACGCGCGAAACCGUCUGCGCCUCGAUCGCCAACGGCUUCUGCAAGCUCGAGUCGAUCGCCAUCAACCAGCACCCCACCACCAACCAAGUCGUCAUCUGGGCGCACUUCGAGAACGCCGCCGACUACACGCUCGGCGAAGUCGCCGUCCUCUACGGCGACCCAGGCGACACGCUCACCUUCGGCGGCGCCUUCCGGCCGGAGGGCGACGACUCGCGCGACCUAGGCUUCUUCGCCGACACCGACGGCAGCGGCUACAUCAUCACGGCCAUCAACACCAACACCAACCUCGGCCUGUACAGCCUCAACGCGGACUGGACCAACGUCACGGCCAAGGUCGCCACCAUCCAGCCCGGCGAGAACCGCGAGGCGCCCGCGCUCGUGCGCGACGGCGAGUCGUACUACCUCUUCUCCAGCACGGCCGCGGGGUGGUACCCGUCGCAGGGCAAGUACGUGUCGACGCAGGCGAGCCUGAGCAGCAGCAACGGGACCUGGACCGCGUCGCGCAACGUCGGCAACGUCAACACCUUCGGCGCGCAGUCCGGCGGCGUCUCCCAGAUCGGCGACACGUACGUCGAGCGCGCGAACCGGUGGGCGGCGCAGUGGGCGAUCCCCGAGGCGAGCAACAGGCAGGUCGUGCUGCCCAUCGCAUUUGCGGACGGGCUGGCGUCGUACCACUUCUACCGCACGCUGCGGUAUAGUGAUGAUGCGGGAGUUGUGGUGGGAGUGCAGUCAGGCAAGAUUCUGAGCGUUGGUAAGACUGCCACCAGUUCGGAUGCGUCGACGACGGCUAGCGUGGCAAACGACGGCACGCAGGACGAUCCGAGCAACCUUUUCACGCCGGCUGCGGUGCCGUUCUGGUGGCAGGUCGAUCUGGGGGAUGCGCACAGCCUUACGCAGGUUGAUAUCACGCCCCGACAGGUCGGUGGGUCCGAGACGUAUCUGCAGUACAACGUCACGGGCAGUACUGAUGGGGAGAGUUGGACGCUGCUCGUGAAUGGGACGGCGAAUACGGCUGUUGGGUUCCUGAAUGAGGAGGUUACCGAUAGUGGUAGCUACAGGUACGUCCGCUUGAAUGUGAAUAAGGUCAUCAACAUUCAUAAUGGGAACGAGGCGGACUGGGCUGCCGGCCUGCACGAGGUGACUGUGUACGGAUCAUGA
Messenger RNA from Lasiodiplodia theobromae, 1668 nucleotides. RefSeq names its product F5 8 type c domain protein. The transcript has a single exon. NCBI's taxonomy places the organism in Eukaryota, Fungi, Ascomycota, Dothideomycetes, Botryosphaeriales, Botryosphaeriaceae. The coding region runs from base 1 to 1668 and encodes 555 amino acids. The record is from RefSeq and is a predicted model, not a curated record.